Miscanthus lutarioriparius is the source of this 1560-nucleotide messenger RNA. The record is from the annotation of a GenBank genome assembly. Lineage: Eukaryota; Viridiplantae; Streptophyta; Magnoliopsida; Poales; Poaceae.
AUGCAUGCCGACAGACCUCCGUCUGCGCUUGCACGCAAGACGGCACGCAGUGGUGGCCGUGUGCCGUGCUGCGCCCAUGGGCCGUGCCAAAAGGCCGUGCCGCGUGCCGUGCCACCGGCCCAUGGGCCGCCUGGCCAUAUAUACUUCCCAAAGUGCAAGCAAAGGUACAGAGCUGAAGGAAACCAUGGGACAACUGGGUUUAAGAACCAUUUGAAGUCGCAACGCAGUAUUGUAAAAGGACACCAACAGCUCAAAGUUGGUAAGGACCCUGGUACUAAAAUUACUCAUGUUCAGCCCUACAAAUAUGACCAAGAAGUUAGUUUGCAGAAAUUAAAUUUGGCAAUAACCAUGCAUGAAUAUCCUUUCAACAUAGUUGAACAUGAGUAUCUUGUUGAUUUCAUAAAGUCUCUCCGUCCUAAUUUUCCGAUUAAGUCAUGUAUCACUGUUAGGAAAGAAAUAAUGGAUAAAUAUUUGGAAGAGAAGGAAGUUUUGUAUGCGUACUUGAAAACUAUGCAGUGCCGCUUUAGUGCAACCAUGGAUAUGUGGACCUCAUGCCAAAACAAAGGAUACAUGUGUGUCACAAUUCACUGGGUAGAUGAUGAGUGGCGUAUGCAGAAGAGAAUUAUUGGUUUUUUCAAUGUGAAAGGAAGGCAUACCGGUGCAAAGCUGUCAGAAACAUUUACUGAAGUUAUGGUUAAUUGGUACAUUGAGAAGAGAUUGUUUGCCUUGACUUUAGAUAAUGCUAGUUCCAAUGAAGUGGCUGUUCAUGAUAUAAUUUCAGAUCUGAAAGAUAAUGAUAAUGGCUCUCUAGUUUGUGAUGGGAUCUUUUUUCAUGUUAGAUGUGCCUGUCGUAUCCUCAAUUUGGUUGCUAGAGAUGGGUUGAAAGCAAUUUCAGCAACAAUUACCAAAAUCAAAUCACUUGUGUUAGCUGUGAAAGGAUCUCCAUUACAAUGGGAAAUGCUUUUGAAGUGUGCCACUGAAUCUGGAUUGGACACAAAGAGGGGUAUCUCAAUGGAUGUGUCGACUAGGUGGAAUUCUACCUAUCUCAUGCUAAGAGAUGCUUUGUACUACAAGCAUGCUUUUGUGAGGCUGAAGUCUGCAAAUCAUCGUAGGUAUGACAAAAUGUCUCCCUCACCUGCUGAAUGGGACAAGGCAUUUACACUUUAUCAAUGCUUGAAGAAAUUUUAUGACCUCACUAAAAUUCUGUCCGGUACUUCAUAUCCUACUGCAAAUUUGUUUUACAAAGGUUUCUGUGAUAUAAAACUCAUGCUUGAUGAAUGGUGCUUUAGUGAUGAUGCCACAAUUAGUGCAAUGGCAAUUGCAAUGAAUGAAAAGUUUGAGAAAUAUUGGCAGCAGUCCAACAUUGCGCUUGCUGUAGAUUGUUUUCUUGAUCCUAGAUAUAAGAAAAAGCUUAUUGAAUACUACAUGAGGAAGUUCUAUGGUGAUGAGUAUCAAGUUAAACUUGAUGAGUUUGUUAGUGUGAUAAAGAAGUUGUAUCAGUUUUAUGCUAGUUCGGCUAAUGCAACAUCAAAGAAGAAAAGUAGCAGAAACCGGACCUAG